Molecule: messenger RNA, 2662 nt
Organism: Monomorium pharaonis (pharaoh ant)
Lineage: Eukaryota; Metazoa; Arthropoda; Insecta; Hymenoptera; Formicidae
Product: zinc finger MYND domain-containing protein 11
Exons: 7
Coding region: 149-2023 (624 amino acids)
Biological process (GO): regulation of transcription elongation by RNA polymerase II
Molecular function (GO): protein binding; transcription corepressor activity
Source: RefSeq, a predicted model, not a curated record
GUAUUCCGUGACGGUGCCGGAUCUAAUUAGAGUCGUAGGUCGUUCGAAAAGGCGUCCACAAUUGUUACCGGACUCUUCCGACGGAUCAUCCACGGUCCGCAUAGCAACCGAAACUUGGCGAUAAGUGAUAAGUGCACAUUUGCUCGAUAUGUCUAUACGGCGGAAAAGCGAUCCGUCUAUGAUUCAGCGAAUUUGGGACACGAUCAAAAUCACGGUACAUCAAAGGAGUUUACCCAGUAAUGACCGUAUGGUACGACACAUGGCUCGAGUUUACGGCUUUACAGAACAAGAGGCGCAGGAAGAGCUCAACAAGGCAGUCGAGGACGGGCUCGUCCUGUUGAAGAAAGUGCCCACGAAAAGCGGCGUCGAUCAAGAGAGUUACAGAUUGCCGCCGGUAGACGUGCCGCAGAACGACACUCACGAUUGGUACUGUUACAAAUGCCAACGAGCGGGUGCGGUCGAGUGCUGCGAGCAGUGCUGCAGAGUCUAUCACUCGGAAUGCCAUGUACCCGGCAAUGCGAAAUUAAAGAUUUGCAACUUCUGCGAGAAAAUCAAUAGCGACGUAUAUCCCGACAAGAUUGAUCUCAAUCAUAUUCUUAGCUUUACGUGUGGCCAUCUAAAGGCGAAAUUACCGCCAGAAAUUACAAAUCGCACCAUCGUUUUCAACAAUGGUCCGAUCGUUACACCACCCAACGGCUUUUCUGGACCGACCUGGGUGAGCGAGGGUGAGGAUGCAUGGCGACCAGGGAUUCUCAUAAAGCGUCACAUGGAUCUCGCCAUAAUGGACGCGAAAACGAGCAACAACGAGUACAAUAACCUCGCCGAAUUUGAGGCUGAUGCACAUAAUAUUCUGCAUAACAUCAUAAUAUAUCACGGAGUAUCUCGUUGUCUUGUCGCUUCAGCAGUUAACAGCGUAAUAGCGGACAUGGGACGCACUAUGUAUCAGGACUGUUGUUACGAUCUUCAAGAAAUACGUCGUUGUGCGGAUUGUUACCGUAUAUCGAACGAAAAAUCCGAAAAAAUGUGGUUCUGUAUACCGUGUAAUCCCCCUCAUCAGUUGGUCUAUGCAAAGCAAAAGGGAUAUCCAUAUUGGCCGGCGAAAGUCAUGCAAGUUAAUAACAAUGUGUACGAUGUGCGUUUUUUCGGUGGUCAUCACAUGAGGGCUAAUAUCGAGAAAGUUUUUAUUCGGCCAAUCUCUUCCACAUUACAAAGUUUGCAGAUAAAAAAAUCAACAGCUUGGAACAGGGCUUUCGAAGAGCUGAAGCAUCAUCGGAAUUUGUUGCAAAAGAUGGGAAAGAAUAAGGAAGAUAAUUCGACAGAAAGCCUUACGCCUGCGAAAAUACGAAAGUUGGAAUCGUCAAGUUCGCGAAGUACAUCGCACGGUUCUAAUUUGCCAGCAAAGCAAUUGAUUAAAGAUUUGAGAGUAAGAGUCGAACGCUUAAGUUCGGAUGGCAAUAAUGAAACGCAAAAUGUAAACGAUGAAAGAGAUAUUAAAGAAGACGCGAAAAUUGAUACUGAAAAUGAAGAAAGACAGGUGCCUCAUUUACCUGUAGCGGAAGAUGAACCUGCGGGUGAAAACAUAACGAGCACGUGUCCGCAAGGUUUAAAGAAAGAAGGGUCCCAAGAAGACAUGGUUACAUCUAGUUGCCAAGAACCGAGAUCGAAGUGUGUACUUGUACAGACUGAACAAAUGCAAACGGAUGGACUUCCUGCCAAGAUCAAGAGAGAACGCAGAACUUCGGAACAACCAACGACAACGGCGCUAGAAAAAUUACGCCGUGAAUUAGAGCUUGAAAAGUGCAGAGAAUUAGAAAGACUACAAGCGGAGCAUGCCAAAGAAUUGCGGCAGUUAACCGAUAGACACCAACAAAUCGUCUCUGACAUCAAAAAGAAACAAUGGUGUUAUAAUUGCGAAGCUGAAGCAAUAUAUCAUUGUUGUUGGAAUACUGCAUAUUGUAGCACAGACUGUCAGCAGGUUCACUGGCAGCGUGAACAUAAAAGAGUAUGCAGGCGUAAGCGCUAAUUCAUAUGACGAGUGCAAUGGAUACAAUAAUGUAUAAGUUCUAACAAAUUAUACAUACAUAUGUAUAAUUAUAAAAUACAUACAUACGUUUCAUACAUAUAGGCAUAUAUUUAUGUACCUACACACACACACACACACACACACACACACACACACACACACACACACACACACACACACACACACACACACACACACACACACACACACACACACACACACACACACACACAUCUUCCAGUGUAUGAAAAAGAGUUUAACUCUUUAUUUGUCUGUCUAUACUUUUUUUGCACGUCUAUUAUUGUAUAUAAUAUAUAUACAAACGUAUGCACGUGUGCGUGCGCGCGCGCGGAUGUGUAUGUACGCCUAAGUACUACAAUUAGAAUUGAAAGCAAGAGCAUCAGAUUGUAAUUUAUCUUAUUGUUUUUUGAAAUCGGCAGAUUUCUCAUUAAAAAAUUUUAAAGAAUUUUGCGAGAUAACUUUGAGAAAAUAAGUAAAAUAAAAUUAUUCGAUCUAAGUUGAAAAGUAUAAAAGUUUCAAAGUAUAAAAAUGUAUUUGGAAUAGGUUGUAUGCAUAUAUGUACACAUAUCAGAGGAUAGCUUGUAGAAGCAUUACACAUUAAUAUAUUCUUGACACCAA